UGUAAGUGUAUUCUUUCUUACAAAAAAGAAAAAUAGAGAGAGAGAGUACGUGUCCAUUCCUCUUCUCUCCUUUCUCAAUCUCUCACUCUCUCUUACUAAAUCAUGGAUCUUCUCUCCCUAAAAUCCACUGUUUUAGUCUUAAAAAAGCAUGGUAGGAACUACCUCCUUGGGUUAAAAUUUGACUAUCUGCAGCUUCAAGGCUUUUAGUUUUUGAGAUUGUUACCCUUCUAGAAGAAAAGAAGAAAGAUUUUCAGGAUUGUUACUAUUUGAACAUGUACACUAGUGCAUGAUGGAAACUGAAGAUAAAACACUGUUUUGUUUUUGUCAUUGGGGUAAGAAGAAUAAGGUGCUUCCAGAUGGAUCCGCUUCGUAUGUGGGAGGUAUUACCCGACAGGUUAUUGCAAAAACAGGCAUAAAGUAUGAGGAUUUUGUGAAUGCAGUUUUUCACCGAUUAUGCAUUGAUCCUUCGGAUAAGAUCUUACAUUUUACUGUAAAGUUUGAUAGGUCCCAAUUGAUACAGCUGAGCGACCAAGAAGAUGUCAAUACUCUCUUGCAAUUCAAUGAUGAUUUUGCACAUGUUUAUGUAUCAAGUUCGGAGAUGGAGCCUCAUUCUAGACUCCCGUCAGUUGGCGCGAAAAAAAUAGAACCUGUUGUUUUUGAUCUUGAACUAGAUACUAAUCCUGUACGCAAUGAUGAGAAUGAUUUGGCAAGCCCUCUGAAGAAGGCACAGUCUAACCAGUCAGCUGGAGAUAGUAAUCCUCUGAAGAGAUCAUGGGCUCACCAGUCAAUUAAGGACAGUAAACCUCAGAAGAAAGAAGCUGUGGCCAGUGAACAGGCUUCUAGACUGCCUUCAGGUGGUGCUAAAAAAGUUAAACUUACUAUUGAUUCAGAUUCUGAUUCUGGUUCUGAUUCAGAGUCAGAAUCAGAAUCAGAUACUGUUCCUGAUGGUAAUCUUCCAGAGGUGUAUGAUUAUCCUGACCCUGAAUUUAGUGUUUUUGACAAGCAUAAAGCACAGAAUUGCUUUGCAAUCGAUCAGAUCUGGGCGUGUUAUGAUACGGCUGAUGGUAUGCCAAGAUUCUAUGCCCACAUUAGGAAGGUAUACAGUCCUGAAUUUAAGGUGAUGUUCAGUUGGCUUGAUGCUUAUCCAGAAGAUGAAAGGAGCAGAGCUUGGGUCGGGGCAGAGUUGCCUGUUGGCUGUGGGAAAUUUAGACGUGGAAGUACUGAAUUCACUUCUGAUCGACUUACAUUUUCUCAUCAAGUGCAGUGCGGAAUGGGGAAGAGAGGUCUAUACAUUGUAUAUCCAAGGAAAGGAGAAACGUGGGCCCUUUUCAAAAAUUGGGAUAUGAGUUGGAGCUCUGAUCCAGAUAAUCAUAGGAAGUACAAGUAUGAAAUUGUGGAGAUAGUUUCUGAUUAUGUUGUGGAUGUUGGUGUUCUUGUUGGUUAUUUAGAUAAAGUUUCCAGAUUUGUUAGCCUUUUCCAGCGAAUGAGGCCGACUGAAGUUGGUACAUUCUUUGUAAAGCCAAAUGAACUUUACAAGUUCUCUCAUCAAAUUCCUUCUUUUAAAAUGACUGGAACUGAACGAGAGGGUGUACCUGCGGGAUCCUUUGAACUUGAUCCUGCUUCUUUACCCCUCAGUCCUGAUGAUAUUUGGUACCCUGGAAAAGUUAUGGAAGACAGCAGGGCGGUUAAUUCUGAACCUGUAGAAAAUGAUCUACCUGCAGUUCCACUUGGAGCUAGAGAUAAAUCAAGGAAAGCAACAACAUCUCUGAAGUCUGGGGAUGACAUCCAUGCUACUGAUGGAGAGUCUUCCAAGGUUCAAAUAACUCCUAAAAAAAUGAACAUCUCUGAGAAAAAGCGAACUCAAAUGAGCUCUAGUUCUGCCAAUGACAGUCCUUCCACUGACUUUGAUGAUAAUUGUGUUAAAAAAAGCCGUCACUCAAGUCCCCGCAUGCCAAUUCAUUUGUCAUGUCAAGGUGAUAGAGAGUUGCAUUCAUGCAGGAAGAGCUUUGGUCUCAGCAACUCCGUUGGAAGUUCCAAAAAAAUAUCAACUUUUUCAGUUGAUAAAGGUUUUGAAGAAACUUUUUGUGAUUUCGAGAUGGACAGAUCUACAGGGAAGUUUCAAAUAAAUCAGGUAUGGGCUAUUUAUGGUCAAAAUAGUACAUUGCCAAAUACUUAUGCACUGGUUAAGAAGAUAGUUCCUGCCCCAUUCAAAUUGCAUGUAGUCCUCCUUGAAUCAUGUGCAGGGCCUAAAAAUGCUGCUCAGUCAGUUUGUGGAACGUUCAAAGUCCAGAAUGAAAAACAUCAAGCCUAUGAUUCUAGCUCAUUCUCCCAUGUGGUGAAAGCAAUCUCUACUAAGAACAGGUUUGAAAUCUAUCCAAGAGAAGGAGAGAUUUGGGCACUGUACAAGAGCUUGAGAAAAUCAGGUUUGGAUCCAGACAAGUUUGAGUACGAUAUAGUGGAGGUCAUUGAGUAUUCAAAAGAGUGGAUAAAAGUUUCGUCCCUGGUUCGUGUGGAUGGUUUAAAGUCUGUCUUUAAACAGCAAACAUCGAAUUCUGUUACUUUGGAAAUACAAAAAGAUGAGUUCUGGAGAUUCUCUCAUCAGAUACCUGCAUUUCAGCUGACUGGAGAAAAAGGAGGGGUUUUGAGAGGCUGCUGGGAGCUUGAUCCUGCUGCAGUACCGUGUUCUCUGUGAAGUGAUGCACCAGUUAGUGUGUGAUGGGAUCAGUUAUCCUGGAUUAACACACUGAUGGCCUAUUGUUCUUAUCAGUUUCUUGCUAGAUGAUUACAAGACCGGAAUGUAGCUAUAGGGAGGGAAACAAGGUCGCACUCAUGAUUCUGUAGUUUUUGGAAGUUGUAUAUUAUGGUGCCCUGCCCAUCCCCCUCCCCCUUUUGUAAUGGGUUUAUACACCUAACGAAGGACUAAAUACGGUAGGUAGUCACCACGUUAUUGUAAAGAUUAAUUAUAGAGAUUAUGUAGGCAUGAUGAAUUCCCUUUUGUGCUUUACUCCAGUGAAAGGUGUUUUUAACCAUAACUCACUGGUGGUGAGUUGGUGACGCCAUAGUCUAGAAAAGCUGGCCUCCAUCAAUCGUUCAACUUGAUUUGGAAAUGAA
Messenger RNA from Solanum lycopersicum (tomato), 3111 nucleotides. RefSeq lists its product as uncharacterized. The record is from RefSeq and is a predicted model, not a curated record. Lineage: Eukaryota; Viridiplantae; Streptophyta; Magnoliopsida; Solanales; Solanaceae.